Molecule: messenger RNA, 1004 nt
Organism: Numida meleagris (helmeted guineafowl)
Lineage: Eukaryota; Metazoa; Chordata; Aves; Galliformes; Numididae
Product: homeobox protein not2-like
Exons: 3
Coding region: 1-636 (211 amino acids)
Biological process (GO): regulation of DNA-templated transcription; central nervous system development; neuron differentiation
Molecular function (GO): DNA binding; DNA-binding transcription factor activity, RNA polymerase II-specific
Source: RefSeq, a predicted model, not a curated record
AUGCCGCCCCCGGCCCCGCCGCCCCCCGCUCGGCCCGGCCAGGCCUUCACCAUCGCAGCGCUGCUGGGACGCUCCUCUCCUCCCCCCGCACCUCCGCCACCACCGACCCCUCCGCUGCCCCGUUGGGGGGCUCCUCCCGGGCCCGGGCCGCUCUGCGCUGCGUGCUGCGGACCCCCGCCCGCUUGGGCUGCCCGCCUCGGAGCCACAGGCUUCCUGCUCUCCAAGUGCUGCUUCCCCAUCUUCAAAACCAAGGCCGGCAAAGCCAAGCGGGUGCGCACCAUCUUCACCAGUGACCAACUGGCGAGGCUGGAGAAGGAGUUUGCCCGGCAGCAGUACAUGGUGGGCACGGAGAGGUGCCUGCUCGCCUCUGCCCUGCACCUCACCGAGGAGCAGGUGAAAGUCUGGUUCCAAAACCGGAGGAUCAAGUGGAGGAAGCAGAGCCUGGAGCAGCAGCAAGCCAAACUGGCCAAGAUGGGCCUGGCCAACCCACAGGGGAGCCCUGACUCCCAGAGCCACCGUGGUGACGAGGACAAGGACUGCCCAAUGGGGGCUGAGGACCUCCAGGAGGACACGGGCUCACCCCUGGGCUCAGGGGCUGCACCUCCCUCUGCACAGACUGUGGCAAAGUGCUGCUGAGCUGCUCACCCCUUCCCCCAGGGGCUGCUUCUUUUUACGUGUAUUAUAUAUAAAUGUAUCAUAGCUGGCAAUGAGGGUAUCUAAUAUAUACGGGGCGUUGAUUAUUUUUGCAGUGCGAAAAUAAAUUAUUUAUGCAACUCUCAGUUUAGAGGAAAAACCCAGGCCUUCAUGUCGUCCCUCUGUCUCGUGGCCUGUCCAUCUGUCUGUCUCUCUUUUCCUUCCUGGCUGGGAGAAAAGCCAAUGGAAGGAGAAGGAGAGACGAUGGACGGAGAAGGGGACAACGGGGAGAAGAGGACGAUGGAAAAAGGGGCGAUGGAUGGAGGUGUGAUGGAAACUGCCCUUUGAUCUGGCUGUUUUCAAGGCCGGGA